UGUUUUUCCUCUUGUUCAUCUCACCGUUACCGUGAUGGCCGGUAUGGUCCUUAUUUCUCGUCGGUACCGGAAUUUUGGAGUCGUUGAAUGUACAACUGUUUGAAAAAAAAACUGCACGAGGUACUUUCGCGACCCUCAAAUGACACAAAGCAGCUCCGAAGACACCUAGAAGCGCACAAAAUGGCUCAGUGACGUAAUCACGACGGUGCGAAACUGGAAUUACCUCUUCACAUUCGUGGCAGACGGUACCGUGGGCGGUGGCGUCCUCGACUCGCUUCGCUCGAGACCUGGUGCUUGGAUUGGGUGCUUUAAAAAACCGAUUCGUGAGAUAAUAAACAAUUAUAACACAGCAUUUGCACAAAGUGUUGUCUGUCACAGUGACAUGGACAAACUGCGCAUGCGUUGAUAACACUUCGGUCAUUGCUUCGUUUUUCCGGUUUGGUUUAUGGCGCCAAAAGCGGGAUCAAUAAAUAAGGGCCUGCGCCCCAAGGGACAACUACCUGUUGGUGGUGGCCUAGUUUAAGGGAGGUUGCAACAAGAAGGGAUUUGGGCGAAAAGAUGACGAAGAACUCCUCGCACCCCCCUUACUCCUUCAAGCAAUUCAACGACGAAAUCAACAACUUGUACAAGUCCCUCAAAGACAGCAACUACACCGACGCGGAAAUUCGCAAGAUUUUCGCCCCUUUGGCCCCCGAAACCCCAAAAAUGAGGCUUUCAACCGCCAUUUUCAUCACUUCGAUGGUCACACUUGCUAUUCUUUACUUCGCCAACAAUUUUGAAACAAUCUCGUGGCAUUUAUCGGCCCUUGGGCGCAUUUUCCUAAUCAAAAUUCUGCCAUUUUGGAACUGGACUAGUCUGAAAAACGAAAAAUGCCUUAUUUGGAAACCUUCAACUACAACGACUCCCGAAAUUAUUAAUUUCAACUGCCAUUUAUGCGAAAACCUCGAACUUAUCGACGUUUACGACGAAAUUAUGCAAGAAACUCUAAAAAAUCGCUACUUGGAUGUGGAAAUUCCGGUGAUAAUCAAGAAAAGUUGGCUAAAUAUGGCCGACUUUUUUGACAGUCUUGUCAAAAACGCCGCCAUUGCUGACUCGCAACCUUGCAAUUUGGCCACAAACGUCUACAACGGGGUGACAAGUGUCAAAAAUCUACUUUCGAGAACACAACUUUUUGACAGUUUUUUCCUCCAUUUUCAAAAUUGUGAUUUUCCCGCCGUUAAACAAUUUCGGGGGUUUACCCCACGUCCGGCUUUUCUACCCCCGGAACUGUCACCAGUGCAAUAUAAUUGGUUGUUGUGGAGCAGGAAUUACAACAUGACUCAGUUUAAAGCCAUCGGAUUGGUCGAUAAAGUGGCAGUGGUGGGGCAAAUUACCGGCGCGAAUUUCCUACGAUUGGUUCCGAGGAAUAACUGCGAGGGGGAGUGCCCCCAAAUUGGGGUUAAACUGCAAGAGGGGGAGUCGAUUGUCUUCACCGGGUUGUGGAAUUUGGAGUAUCGGCCGGAUUUUGGCGAAAAUGUCGCCGCCAUUUUGGAAAUGCAUUAGGCUGGUGUGAAUCAGGCUUCCAAGUUUUACAAACUAUAAGACCUAGGGCGAAAAUAAAAAAACUAACAGAAUUUUGCACUUAAAAAAUUCAUAACUCGAAAAAUAUACGUUUUUUGGUGUUUUUGGUGUAGUGAAAUAAAAAAUAAAUGUGUAAUAAAGGGAAAGAACA
Tribolium madens (black flour beetle) is the source of this 1711-nucleotide messenger RNA. RefSeq lists its product as uncharacterized. The record is from RefSeq and is a predicted model, not a curated record. The coding region runs from base 559 to 1542 and encodes 327 amino acids. The transcript is spliced from 2 exons. Lineage: Eukaryota; Metazoa; Arthropoda; Insecta; Coleoptera; Tenebrionidae.